This is a messenger RNA of Chlamydomonas reinhardtii, 3033 nucleotides long. RefSeq lists its product as uncharacterized. The transcript has 2 exons. The coding region runs from base 601 to 819 and encodes 72 amino acids. Lineage: Eukaryota; Viridiplantae; Chlorophyta; Chlorophyceae; Chlamydomonadales; Chlamydomonadaceae. The record is from RefSeq and is a predicted model, not a curated record.
CCGCAUUUUGCACCUCAGGUCAAGGUCAAAGUCAGCAGUCAGCCAGUCAGAGCCGUCUUUUUGCUACAGAACACUACGCGAAUCGCCUUCCUGCUUGGGCUUGAGGCCCGGCCUCUUCAGCAAAGGGCUUGAGGCCCGGCCUCUUCAGCAAGCCUGAGCCUGAGCGUGAGCCUGAGCCUGAGCCUGAGCCUGACCCUGAACCUGACCCUGAACCUGAACCUGAACCUGAACCCACGACCUGAACCUGAACCUGAACCUGAACCUGAACCUGAACCUGAACCUGAACCUGAACUAUCUACACAAGUCCAUACUACUUCCCUGCCUGCCCAUACCAUACUGUACUACCCUGCUUGCCGCUCCCCAAUCUCGCCGGCGGUGACAAGCCGCUCCACAUGAGCCACCAUCAUCAGCCUGUAGCACCUAUCUACCAUAUUGACUUGGUCAUCGUGUCCGCGGCCAUGCCCGCGCACUCCACGUCCACUCCCAGCUGGCCCAUCGCAUACCCAGCGUCUCGCGUGGCAUGCACCCGAAGGGCUUGAGGCCCGCCUUCUUCAGCAAGCGCAGGCGCUCUGCAGGCGGCUUGCCCACGCAACGGUCGAGAUGGCCGAACUGUUCAUUGGUGUUGUUGCUCUUGUUCAUGCAGUGCCGCGGGCUGGGCGGCGGCUGGCGCCUUCGGUGGCUGGCGCGGACGGCGGCGCUGCUGGGCGUGCGGGCAGCUCCCUGGCUGCAGGAGGCCCGUCUGGCGUGGUGGCGCUGCUAGAGGUCGCGGCGCGCGCGGACGCAGAGUUGGUGCGGGCGCUCUGGGUGGGGCCUUUCUAGUGUGCUGUCCUGGUUUGGUGGCGUGUUCGUGCGUGUGCGCCUGCGUUUGUUCGUGCGCCAGCCAGCGCCAGCGGUUGUUCCUGUGCGGUAGCUGGUCUGCUUUGUUGUGGAGGUCGGUUGGCUGCUGCCUGUGUGCUCCGGUUUGCGUGGGGCCCGUGCCCCGGUUUGCUGCGGGUGGGUGCGUGUGUGACUGCGCGUGGUCGUGCGCCUGCUGUGGUUCCCGUGUUGUCGCUUUAGACUGCUUCGUUGCUGGGUCAGUUCGCGCGGCCGCUUGAUUCAGCGUGCGGGCGUGGCGGUCGGGUAGCUGCUGCCUGUGUUCCCUGGCCUGCUUGGGACCCGGGGCCCGGCUUGCAGUGUUUUGGUGCGGGGGGACGGCGCGCUGCUGUGCGUGUGUGCCUGUGGAGGUUUCCCGUUCUAUAGGUGGGUCGCUUUCUUUUCUUUUUUGGGUUUCGGCACGGGUUUCGGUGGCUUGUGCGGUUGUCCCUGGUGUUCUGCAUGCUCGCUUUGCAGUUGUGGUGCUGCGCCUUCCCUUUAUAACCAUUCUCCCAGAAAAAAAGUGUGGCCGAUGCGCACAGCCGCACACCCCUGCCAAGAGUGGCUUGUCACGCCCUCGACAGACUUGCCGGCAAGCGCGUGGCAGAGCCAGCAGUAGUGCGGCUUACGGGAGCCUUUAUGAAUGAGCUCGCCGGUCUGGCGCUCCGCCUCCAUGCCUGACGUGUUCAGGUAGGACGACAGCCAGCGCGUGGCCUCUGCGCCUGCAUGCACAGAAGGCACACAGCAGCCGCGGCCGGCCCCGCCGGCACUGGCACCAGCGCCGCCGUCCCCACCACUAGUACUGAGGUGCAAAAUGCGGAGGGGACGGCCCUGUGCAAAAGGAAGGAAUGUGUCAGGUAAAUAAGGCAGGGUGACUCUGACCGCUGAACCGGGCCCCCUCCUAGGCAGUAGGACUGAAAGGUGGCGGGUCAAAUGGGCAGGGUGGAGCUGCAGAGCAAAAGAUGGGCAUUCAGGCCGUCCCUAGGCUGGGGCGAUGAUGGCUUGUGUGGAGCGGCUUGUCACCGCCGGCGAGAUUGGGGCGCGGCAGGGUAGCACGGUACGGCACAGUAUGGGCAGGCAGGCAAGUCGUAUGGACUCCAAAGAACCUAACCCUGACCGCUGGCUGAAGAUGGCGAUUACUGCCAGACGGUGGUGAUGCAGUGCAAAAGGAUGAGGUCGUAACGGGACUGAACCUUAAUCUGAACCUGAACCCACGACCUGAACCUGAACCCACGACCUGAACCCAUGACCUGAACCUGAAUCUGACCCUGACCCUGACCCUGACCCUGACCCUGACCCUGACCCUGAACCUGAACCUGAACCUGAACCUGAACCUGAACCUGAACCUGAACCUGCUGUUGUCCUACCUGAACGCGUUGGGCACGGGCACGUUGGGAACUGUCCGGGGCAGAGCUGCGGGCACGCGGGGGGAAGUCCGCGCGCGCCCUCACAAUUUGACAGGGCGUUGGCCCAGCUAUUAACAUUACAUGAAUACGUAAGUAUUUUUUAGCGAGCGAUGUUGCGUCCAUUGGAUCCCAUUUCCCCAGACUCCCUUUCCCCGAUGAGGCGACCCCUGACCCCGCCAACCCGGUCACCGGUCGGGGAGGUUGUUCGCACGCCAGCAUCCACAGUACCUUUGGUCCAACGUUUGCCAUGACUCUGGCACUCAGAUCAUACUCAGACUUCAGUCGCCAUUCCUACACCAGCCUCCUUCCACACGCUUCCACCUGACCUGAGGUGCAAAAUGCGGACGGGACGGCCCUGUCCAAAAGGAAGGAAUGUGUCAGGUAAAUAAGGCAGGGUGACUCUGACCGCUGAACCGGGCCCCCUCCUAGGCAGUAGGACUGAAAGGUGGCGGGUCAAAUGGGCAGGGUGGAGCUGCAGAGCAAAAGAUGGGCAUUCAGGUCGUCUCUAGGCUGGGGCGAUGAUGGCUUGUGUGGAGCGGCUUGUCACCGCCGGCGAGAUUGGUGCGCGGCAGGGUAGCACGGUACGGUACAGUAUGGGCAGGCAGGCAAGUCGUAUGGACUCCAAAGAACCUAACCCUGACCGCGGCUGACAUGGCGAUUACUGCCAAACGGUGGUGAUGCAGUGCAAAAGGAUGAGGUCGUAACGGGAUUCGAACCCGUGUUGCUGGAUUCAAAGUCCAGAGUGAUCACCGCUACACCAUACGACCAGAAAUUG